Messenger RNA from Sparassis crispa, 333 nucleotides. Its product is annotated as Fusaric acid biosynthesis protein. The transcript is spliced from 3 exons. The record is from RefSeq and is a predicted model, not a curated record. Lineage: Eukaryota; Fungi; Basidiomycota; Agaricomycetes; Polyporales; Sparassidaceae. Bases 1 to 333 code for a protein of 110 amino acids.
AUGUCCACCACCCACAAGUUUGCCAUGUACGUCCUCGAUGCAUCCGACCCGGGCGCGUUCGAGCGCCGGCUGUUUCAUAUGAGCACACACAAGGAGAACGCAGCCGCGCUUGUCAAGAGGGGCAUCCUCACCUACGGUGGCCCGCUGCUCUCGUCCGAGUCCAUCGUAUCGCCGACCGCGGAAAAGAAGAUGGUCGGGUCGUUGAUGGUCUACGAAGCCGACAGCCUCGAUGCGGCCAGGAAGGUCGUCGAGAGCGAUCCUUUUUAUACCAAUGGGGUGUGGGAUAAGGAGAAGCUGCUCCUCUUUCCAUUCGUACAAGCAGGCGCUCUGUGA